Molecule: messenger RNA, 1733 nt
Organism: Aspergillus wentii DTO 134E9
Lineage: Eukaryota; Fungi; Ascomycota; Eurotiomycetes; Eurotiales; Aspergillaceae
Product: thiolase family protein
Exons: 3
Coding region: 159-1457 (432 amino acids)
Biological process (GO): fatty acid beta-oxidation
Molecular function (GO): acetyl-CoA C-acetyltransferase activity
Source: RefSeq, a predicted model, not a curated record
CGGAGAAGCCCAAGCAACGGGCCCUUUCCGUACAUUAUCGAGGGGGUUAACUGUAUUUCAUACAACCUUUCUUUCUACUCACCACCUUAUUCAUUCAACCUAUCCUUCUUUUGACUUCCCCUUCUUCCUUUUGCCUUGGAAGCUCUCGAUUUUUUAAAAUGGCGAUUCAGACAACAGCCCGUCUAUUCACUAAGCGGGCAGCCUUCCCCUCAUCCCGUCAGUGGCAACGGUCGUUCAGUUCCGCACGUCCGGCAUUCAAGGAGAUUCAGGAUGCUUAUAUCCUCAGUGCUGCGCGGACCCCUACAGCCAAGUUUAACGGAUCUUUUGUCUCAGUGUCUGCCCCCGAACUGGGUGCUGUUGCCAUCAAAAAUGCCGUGAGCAAGUCCAAUGUUCCUGCCGAGAGAAUCACCGAUGUCUACAUGGGCAAUGUGCUCCAAGGGUCGGUCGGUCAGGCUCCCGCACGACAAGCCUCUAUUUUUGCCGGUCUGUCUCCGACCGUUGAAUCCAUGACGGUUAACAAAGUGUGUGCAUCGGGUCUCAAAGCGGUGGCACUUGCGGCACAAAAUAUCCAGUUGGGUCUUGCAGAGGCCCAGGUGGCUGGAGGAAUGGAGAACAUGUCUCGUGUCCCCUAUUAUAUGUCCCGGUCAAGCCAGUUGCCUCCGUUUGGUGAAAUCAAACUGGAAGACGGCCUCAUUAAAGAUGGAUUGUGGGAUGUUUACAACAAGUUCCACAUGGGAAUCUGCGCAGAGCAGACGGCAAAGAAGUACGAGAUCUCACGAGAGGAUCAGGACGAGUAUGCCAUUCAAUCGUAUCAACGAGCACAGCAAGCCUGGGGCGAGAAUAAAUUCGCCGACGAGAUAGUCCCUGUCACAGUCAAGGGAAAGAAGGGGGACACAGUUGUUGAGCGCGAUGAAGGUUUCGAAAACCUGCGAGCUGACAAGUUGAAAACAUUGAAGCCUGCCUUCUUGAGAGAUGGUAGUGGCACCGUGACCGCUGGAAAUGCGUCCACAAUGAAUGACGGGGCAUCCGCACUGGUACUUACUAGCAAGGAAUUGGCUCGUGAGUUUGGCAAGGGCAACCGUGCAUUGGCACGCAUCGUUUCUUCUGCAGAUGCAGCCAUCGACCCUGUUGAUUUCCCUGUCGCACCAGCCAAGGCGGUUCCCAUUGCCCUGGAACGCGCUGGAAUCACAAAGGACCAGGUCUCUGUUUGGGAAUUCAACGAGGCUUUUGCUGCUGUCAUUAAAGCCAACGAAAAGAUCCUCGGUCUUCAAAAUGCCCGAGUUAAUCCUCUGGGAGGAGCCAUUUCCCUUGGACACGCUCUUGGAAGCUCUGGUUCCCGUAUUCUUGUUACUCUUCUCCACCAGCUGCAGCCUGGAGAGUACGGUGUAGCUGCUAUCUGCAAUGGUGGUGGUGCCGCCAGUGCAAUGGUUGUCCAGAAAUUGGACCAGGUCGAUUGAAUUUCGAGCUGAUUUUCCUUCGUGGUUCUAUAUUAUGCCGACGAAUACUAUAUAUCUUUUUCAACUUUAAAACCGAUAUCGCGAUGAUUUAUACCCUCACAUGAACAAGUGGUUGCGUUUCAUAGCAUGCUUGUAUAUUUAGGUCAACUUAAUCCAUGAACAUUUGAUUAUGUCUUGAGUCAUACAUGUAUUUCACCAUACUCAUUAGUAGCUAUUCAACCAUUUUCAGUCUGAACAGAAGCAAAAUAAAUGAAUAUAGAACAGAACAAAAUUAUC